UACAAACCCGGGAAAUUAAAUCAGCCUGUAAAUAUGAUAUUUCAAAGGGUUUUAAUAGUUCACGGACCUUCAUAAAUAGCAACACAACUCAACAGGCCGAUACCAGUGGUUACAAAAAGAGUAAAAGAAUUAAAAUUCUUCAGAAAGAUGGAAUCAAAGAUCAUUAUUGUUCCGUUUUUGUGAACGUCACUACUAAGAAAGACAAUCCUGAGAGUGAUAACCAACACAUCUCAAGUCCGAAAUCAUCGAUCACAAUAUUACUUAAUAGAUUCAACACCAGUACAGUUAAUGUGAAUUUAAAUAAGGUUUUUGACAUCAUAGACGAGUGCAUUGCUGAAAACAACUGUCAGGUAUUUGCAAACGUGCAGAGGCGUUUUGGUACUUUGUUAUGUGUACUUUUACAUGAACAGUCCAUUUGCGUCGUCCUUAAAUGUGAAUUACCAAUUUGCAAUAACGACAACGUCGUGGAAAAAAACCAUGCGUUAGAAACAAUGUCGUCACUGGAAACAAUUUGGAACCAUUGGAAAGAGGAAAUCCUGCUCGCCUUAACUGGAGUUUUACUGUUCAGUGGAAUAAUGGGGUUCCUGAUUGGAGUAUGUUCUUCAUGCUACAGAAAGGACAAGACGACCAAAAGACAUAAAACUAAAACAUCAUCAGUAUCUUUAACUUCUGAACUUUACGCAGAAAUUGACGAAGCUUCAAACGAAAUAUUAAAGGGUCCCGAACAAAGCAGUGCAAGUCAAACUACACUCAAUGCAGAUAUAGAUCACAGACCUCCGUGUGAUUGUAAUCAAAGAAGCAACAGUGAACACGACUACAGUCACGUGUACAACACUCUACAACCAAAUUACGGCUCCAACAGGCUUUCUCAUCCGGGUCUUAGUUCACAAACAACCUUAGAAAUAACAUACCCCUAUCGGCAAUGUCGAAGUCUCCAAAAUCUCUCAGAUCAGAACCUGAUACAGUGGAGAGCGUCCAAAAUAUCUGUAUGACGUAUAAACUGCUAAAACGAGAUUUUUCUAACAUCCUACAAAGUUGCUACAAAUCCAAUAAUGUGCCACUUGAACGAUGUGGACUAGCAUUGCCGUAUAUAUAGCAGUGUAUUUUUUUAUUUAGAUAAUUAUAUGCACGUGUUAUGGUGUAUUUUAUGAUUAUAUGAUGAAUAAUUAACUUUAAUCAAUAUCUUCAUCUUAUUCAGAAAAAAAAAUAAAUGUAUCUGUAAAUAUGAAUAGUGUGUUGUAUGCCUUAAAGUCAAGACUAAUUCUUACCCAAGCUAUCAAGACUCUACUGUCGUCUCUAUCAAGGAAUCAUAACAGUGUAGAAUUUUCUAUCUUUUGGCCGAAAGUGUUUCCAGCCUUCAUGUAAGUUUACACAAAAUCGAGGCUUGUCUGUGAAUAACGCUGAUUGACAGUGUAGUUGUUGCCAUAUUUUGAAUUGCUUGAAGUCUGACCUCGUUCUGGAGUGUUCCGGUGAAACUCUGAAAAGGAUUGGUGGAUCUUAUGGGCAAUUUGAACGUUAUGUUUCCCUGUAUAAAUCUUGGUUAUACAAUUUCUAAUGACAUAUUACUUACAUGCAUACACUGCACAUGAUAUUGAUAUUUUGAUCUAUUAUUAGGUAAAUAAAAAAAAAUCUAACGGGAUUAUUUCAAAAACUCAAAUGUGUUCAUUCUUUGUUUAUAUUUAGAUGAGAAGCCUAGAUUUCAUGUUGUACGGUGAACCGUUUUAUAUACUCACAUUGCUCGCGUCUUGCACUGGAUUCUUUUAUGUAUUCAUUUUACCCGUGUAUUCCACUGAACUAUGUUGUGUUUUACAUUAUGUCUAUUCGCUAUAUCCCGGCGAACUUGAGUCUUCUAUAUUUGCUUCAUAUUUAUAUAUCUAUUGAACAAAAAUGUCAGCAGCAACCUAACAACUCAACUUGGUGACAAACGGGAUGACUUCAGAUUCUCUAUCGUCAGCUUCCCCUAUUUAUGUAGUAAUAUCCCAGUAUCACCUGCAUAUGGUUUUUAUGUUUUAUAACUGAUUAGAUACGCAAGAACACAUGCGUAUGAUUUUUUUCUUCAAAUCAUAGCAGGCUACUGACAAAAGUUUAUUUAAGAAAGUUGAUAUUACAGGGGUUUCAAAAAGUAUCAUACAAUACAUUUGGCACUUAAUAAAUUAACUGGUCUUUAUAAUGAUGCAAUAUGUAAACACAGGCUAUAACUGGAUUGAACAUUGUCUGGCAUGUUUCAUACCAACUGUUAGGUCAUUAUUUCCAUACUAAUCUUGACUGCAGAUUACUCCGUUUAUCUGAUACAGAUAUACAACGUGCGACGGGAGUAACUGGUCAAUAGGGACAUUUGCUCCCACUACUGAACUUUGUCCAAGGGUCUGUGUUUAUCCUUUCCUUAAUUCUGUAUUCUUUAUACGAUUCCUUAGAUGGAUUACUGUUUCGUUAUCUUCACUUGUUCAUCCACUUGUUUAUCGUUAUUCACAUUUCUCAUAUAUUACACUGAAUUGCUAUGUAUUCACAUUUCUCAUAUAUUACACUGAACUGUUAUGUAUUCACAUUUCUAAUAUAUUGAAAUGAACUGUUAUGUAUUCACAUCCCUCAUAUAUUGCACUGAAUUGCUUUUUGUAUUCACAUUGCUCAUGUAUUACAUUGUUUAUGUAUCAAUAUUGUUUGCUUACCACACUGAAUUGUUUUAUGC
Ostrea edulis (European flat oyster) is the source of this 2686-nucleotide messenger RNA. RefSeq lists its product as uncharacterized. The coding region runs from base 492 to 992 and encodes 166 amino acids. Lineage: Eukaryota; Metazoa; Mollusca; Bivalvia; Ostreida; Ostreidae. The transcript is spliced from 7 exons. The record is from RefSeq and is a predicted model, not a curated record.